Agrilus planipennis (emerald ash borer) is the source of this 630-nucleotide messenger RNA. RefSeq lists its product as uncharacterized. The transcript is spliced from 2 exons. The record is from RefSeq and is a predicted model, not a curated record. The coding region runs from base 70 to 615 and encodes 181 amino acids. Lineage: Eukaryota; Metazoa; Arthropoda; Insecta; Coleoptera; Buprestidae.
GCCCCCUAACUUCUAACCUAUACCAGUGAUUACGUGAAAAUCUAUAGUAAAUAUGUAAACACUUUUAAAAUGGAAAGCUUUUUCACUAAAAUAGAAAAUAAAGACGCGUUUUGCAAGUUUAUACACGAAUGUAUCGAUGAUCUAAUUGGUAGAAGAAAAAUAGAGUUAAAAACGUACAAGGGAGAAAUAGAAUCGUCAAAUGAACAUUUUCAGAAAGCCGUAACGAUAAUACAGGAUCUGUAUUCUAAAACUGCUCUCAGUAAGACUCAAAAAUAUGAGCUAAAAGUUCCAAAUUUGAAAAACGAAUAUCAGUCAUGCUUACAAGAAUGUUAUGAUAUACGGAAAGAUGAAAUUGAACAAUGCCUUUUCAAGAAGGAAUUAUCUAAAUGUAAUCAAUUGUUUGUUGAAAAUAUUGAUUGGAAACUAAAGUGGAUAAUGGGUAGUUCUACUCUUUCUACUCUGAAUAAGCCCAUUUUACAGAUGCAGUUGCAUUGUUUGAAACGACAAAGUGAUAUUACUCAACCAUGCAUUUAUUUUGAAAUGGAAGUACAACAAGUAGAAAAACUUAUAACAGCACUAGAAAAGGUCCAAAAAAAGUUAAUUGAAUUAAAGUAAUUAUAAUUUAUAUCU